Messenger RNA from Manduca sexta (tobacco hornworm), 1637 nucleotides. Its product is annotated as putative nuclease HARBI1. The transcript has a single exon. The record is from RefSeq and is a predicted model, not a curated record. Lineage: Eukaryota; Metazoa; Arthropoda; Insecta; Lepidoptera; Sphingidae. The coding region runs from base 173 to 868 and encodes 231 amino acids.
CUUAAAUUGCUUAGCUAGACUAUUAUUAUAAUUUACAUACCCAACCUAAAAUGUCAAUGUUAGUUUUAAAGCUUUAUUUUAUUUAUUUAUACUUUGUAAGAAUGAUACUUUCUAUGUACAAAUUUUAAUGGAUUGUACAGUACAGUUAUUAGGUGUAUAAUUAGUAUGUACUAUGUUUUUGUUCAUAGAUUUUAAAAUAAUACGAUUACGUUUUUCGUUCUUUCAGGAACCAAUCUAUAUCCCCAUCAACCAGCUUUUGACCACCCUAAGAUUCUAUGCAACCAACAACACACAAUUAGCCACUGGUGAUUUCAGUGGAUUUAGUGUAUCAACAGCACAUAGAAUACACCGAGUUAGUGCAGCUAUAGCAUCGUUACAUCAAGAAUAUGUAAAAUUUCCUACUAAGAGGCAGGAAAUACAGCAAGAACAAAGUAACUUUUAUCAAAUAGCUAAGUUUCCUAGAGCAAUAGGAGCAAUGGAUUGCACCCAUGUUAGGAUAACAUCUCCAGGUGGAGAUCAGGCUGAAAUUUUCAGAAAUAGAAAGGGAUAUUUUUGUAUUAACGUCCAGACUAUUUGCAAUGCAAAUAUGGAGAUUACUGAUAUUGUUGCAAGAUGGCCAAGGUCAUGUCACGACAGCACUAUUUUUAAUAAUUGCUAUCGAAAAGCCAUCUUUUAUGUUAGACAUAAUGGUGAUGCGUUAUUACUUGUUGAUUAUGGAUAUGCUUCCACAUCCUAUACAAUGCCUCCACUAGAAAAUCCAAAGACUCCAUUAGAACAUCUAUACAAUGAGUCACAAAUUAGAUCAAGGAAUCCUAUUGAAAGGUCUUAUGGAAUUUGGAAACGGAGAUACACGUCGGAACUAUUUUGAUGAUUACGAUGACAUCGAUAUAAGCACAAGGUUUCGAUUGUCAAAAGAAUCUGUUUUGACUAUUUUAGAAAUCAGAGGGCCUACCAUCAUCUUUUAUCGAGCGACUCAGUAUUGAUUCAGUUCAAUAUAGGUUCCUUAACUGAAUCGGGUUAUUUCGUACCAUCAUGUCGUUAACUCACUAUCGCAAUUGAGUCGGAACUCGGUGGAUGAGUGAAUGAAAUUUGUCUCUGGUCUGUUCGCUACACAACAAAUUAAAAAGGGAUAGCCCUAUAAGCACUGUAUAAGUGUGUUUCGCUUGUUCAAUACUUCGAGUUCUGCGUUCCGAAACCUUAGUUAGUUAUUUCCCGAUAAGUUACUGUUUAUUUUGGUUAAAAUGAAAUAAAUUAAAAAUGACUAAUAUAUACGAACUGUUAAUAAUUUAAUUGAAAGGCGGGUAUUAACUCGCUACAAACUUAAUUUAAUUCCUUGAUUUAGGUGAAAAUAUUUUAUCAUUUGUAUUAUUAUAAAACUAAAUUUAGAUUUCUGUUUCGAAUUAAAAACGCACCUCUCGCUUUUGACAAAAGUGUCGAGUUGCGCGGUUAUUGUUUAUGUUUUAAAUUCUUAUAGUGUUACACUGUGUUGUGAUUAAAGUUUUUUACAUAUGUGUUGUGUAAUAAAUAAUGGCGUAGGUAUGCGUGUAAGUUCCAAUGCAUUUUUAAGUAAUUAUUAAACUGAGGGGAAAAACAAUUCUAAAGAUAUAUAACUUUAAGAAAUAAAGUGAUUUAAGUGC